Molecule: messenger RNA, 597 nt
Organism: Staurois parvus
Lineage: Eukaryota; Metazoa; Chordata; Amphibia; Anura; Ranidae
Source: the annotation of a GenBank genome assembly
CCCGUUGCCAGCCUUACCCUUCCGCACACUUUCAGUCUGGACACUUUCCCCCCUUCCAGUCCCGGACACUUUCCCCCCCUUCCAGUCCAGACACUUUCACCCCCUUCCAGUCUGGACACUUUCCCCCCCUUCCUGUCCGGACACUUUCACCCCCUUCCUGUCCGGACACUUUCACCCCCUUCCAGUCCGGACACUUUCACCCCCUUCCAGUCCGGACACUUUCACCCCCUUCCAGUCUGGACACUUUCACCCCCUUCCAGUCUGGACACUUUCCCCCCCUUCCAGUCUGGACACUUUCACCCCCUUCCUGUCCGGACACUUUGCCCCCCCUUCCAGUCCGGACACUUUCCCCCCCUUCCAGUCCGGACACUUUCCCCCCUUCCAGUCCGGACACUUUCCCCCCCUUCCAGUCCGGACGCUCUCACCCCUUCCAGUCUGGACGCUCUCACCCCUUCCAGUCCGGACGCUCUCACCCCUUCCAGUCCGGACGCUCUCACCCCCUUCCAGUCCGGACACUCUCACCCCCUUCCAGUCUGGACACUCUCACCCCCUUCCAGUCCGGACCUCUCAGCCCCUUCCAGACCGGACGCUUUCACC